AUGGAAACUGAAAAAAAGGUAAAUAUUAAAGAAGUAUUACUAAAGGAACCGGAAUUUGUAAGAGGUUCAGAUCUGGAUUUAUUUUUUGAGAAACUUAAUGAUGAACUCAUAGCCAAACUAAAGGCGGCUAACAAGAAUCAAGAUUUACCUAAUAUAUAUCAACUUUUAGGAUUUCACAAUAAUGAAGAAUUUGUAACAAAAAUAAUCGACUAUUUUACCCAACUGCAUCAAAUAACGCUGUCUACCCAAAAACAACUAUCUGAAGAAGGGAAAGAUAUAUUACCAAUUUCCUUGCAUGAUAUAAAAUUUGUGGAUGAACUGAUAAAGUUAGUGAUUGUCCACGGGAUCGAUGCUAAUCUGCCACAGACAGUGCGAAUUCCAACUGAACAAAAACAACUUAACGCUUAUAAAGAGUCUAAUAUCACAAACAGCAUACCAAAGGACACUGUCCCCAAUUUCAAGGUUUUAGAGACAGUUAUAAGGUCAUUUUACACUAUUUUUAAACCAGGAAGCUCUUCAAGCAUUGCAAAAGAUGAUUAUCUUAGAAAAGUUUUACUUAAUGGGCCUUUAUAUUCCAAUGUAUAUAUUGGUCUGGUAUUUUUGCAUUUACAGAAUAAUUCCUUUGCUUCACUUGAUCUCCUUAAUGAAUUUGAAAAGUUACAAGAAACCUACAGCCUUUUCGUCAUUUAUACCUUAUAUAUUCAGACUAUAAAGGAACACUCCUUAAAGGCUUUCUUUUUAAACAAAUUGGCAUUGCUACCAUUGGAGAGAAGUAAUGGUGUUAUUAGUUUAGUGGACUUUCUGUUGGGUGUCAGAGAUGAUGACCAAAUCAAGAUGGAAAAUUUAAAUAGAGUGUCACAAACUUUACUUUCAAAGCCAAGUAAAUUAAGCAACACAGAAUACUUAACGAAACUAUUCCCACAGAUAAUAGAGGCAUUACAAUCAACAAAUAGACCAAUUUUAAUAACUAGCAUGAACCAGGUCAUAUUAGAUUUUUUUAAUAAAAAUAAAUUAAUUGUUAAGGAUUUCUUACUGAAACCAGUGUUAGGAGUAUUUUUUAAUGAUCCAGUUAAAGAGCAUUCCGUCAAAGAGCUAAAUGAUACUAUAAACGUACUAGUCUCUUUAUCAAAAACUACAUCAAUUGAAUUAGCACAUUUUAUUACAAAUUAUAAAGAAAACCAUCAAUUUUAUUUAAAUUUAUGGAUUUAUGCAUUAUUUUUAAAGAAUUCACAUAUAAAAAAGCCUUUGAGAUACGAUAACAAUGGGUUAAAAGAUUCAUCAUAUUACGAGAUUAUUCUUUCUCUUAUUAAGUCAUACUUAAACAUUACAGGUGACUUUGGUGCAUUGAAUACAAUAUAUUUGAAUUUAGCAAAUUAUCAACAUGCUGAUUGGAAAUAUCAAAUUGAUUUGGAGACAAACCUUGCAUAUAUAGUAGUUGACAAACAACAGGACGUAAAAGAGGAUUUAAGAAUAACGACUGAGUCUGAUACUGAUAAAUUAACAAAGGUUACUAAAGUUUUUCAAGAAAUGGACGAUGGAAUUGACCUAUUCAUUGAAUUUUUGAAAUUAUUGAAUAUUGAUGAUGUAACAACUAAUACAUUUUUGAACAGAUUAAGUUCUUGGAUUAGAACUUCAAAAAAUGAUAUAUAUACAGAAAAUAAAACUAAUACAGACACUAACUUAAUUAACAAUGAAAAUAGUAUUUUCAUUUUACAAGAUUUAAAAUUCCUUGAAAAAGUGAAUGAUAAUUUUAAAUCUGAUUUUGUUAAGAAACCUGGUGCCAUUUUGAAUGUUGUAGAUGAGUUAUUAGAUUACAUUAGUACCGCCAAGGAUGAAGGCACCGACCUAACUAAUAUCCCUAAUCGUGAAAUUGCAACUGGAGGUGAUUCUGAUGAUGAUUCUGAAGACGAAUCUGAUGGUGAAAAUCAAGAAGAUUUAUUGAAAGAUGUUUCAAAUGAUAAUACCUCUUCAACUUUUAACAUUCUGAUAGAUUUAUUACUGACCGUAUUGGAUAAUACAAAUGUGAUGGUUUUAUUAAAAUAUAAGGACACAUUAAUUAAUAUAAAAUCAAAACUAGCUAAAGAUGAAACUAAGAGCGAAAGACUUGGGAAAAUUUCAAAUCAAAUCGAUGGAAUACUAAAGAGUAAACCAACAGGUAACAGUAAUAAUAAACUUAUUGACUCUAUCAAAUACGAUGAAGAUAAUGAGAAAUUGGACAAUAUCAUGAUUAAUUUAAGUGAUCCAUUGGUUCCCAUUGAAGUACACGGUCUGCAUGAACUUUGUAAAUUAAUUCAGACAGGAACCGAAGUAAUAACCCUUUCUAAAGUGGUUGAUUUGCAAUUUCAAUUUUUAAGAAAUUCUGAUCCAUUUUUGUAUUUAAAUGUGAUUAAAAACUUAAAUUUAUUACUCCGUUUAAACAAAGAAAAAACAUUGCCAUUGAUACUUGAUCGUUAUAACAAUAUUAAAAAAACAAAAUUAGAUGAUAUUUUAAAGAUUGGUGAAGUACUAAUAAAUUUUAUUCAAGAGUUGAAUGAAUUAUUUGUGGGUAAAAUCGCUAAUAUGAUAAUUGAAUCAUGUAUACAUAAAAUUCGACGUCAUGAUACAUUAGACACUCGAAUUCGAAUGUCAGCAAUGUCAAUACUUGGUGUAUGUUUACAAGUGAAUGCAAUUGGAAUUUCCGAUAAAAUUCCAGAUAUAUUAGAUUGUGCAUUCAAAAUACUUCAACUUGAGACAACAGAGAAGAACUCCUUUUUAAUGAGAAGAUCAUCUAUUCAUAUAAUCCAUGAUUUAAUAUACAAUUCUGGCUUUCAGUUAUUCCCAGAGCAAUUUAGCCCUGAGAAGACAAGGACAUUAUUAGAAUACGUCAAAUCAAAUGAUAAUGAUGGAUUAGUCUGUGAAACAACAAGACAAUUACUAGAAAUAAUCGUCACCGAUCAGUAG
Tetrapisispora phaffii CBS 4417 is the source of this 2940-nucleotide messenger RNA. RefSeq names its product Rtp1p (gene RTP1). The record is from RefSeq and is a predicted model, not a curated record. NCBI's taxonomy places the organism in Eukaryota, Fungi, Ascomycota, Saccharomycetes, Saccharomycetales, Saccharomycetaceae. The coding region runs from base 1 to 2940 and encodes 979 amino acids. Gene Ontology annotation, biological process: protein secretion. The transcript has a single exon.